This is a messenger RNA of Miscanthus lutarioriparius, 918 nucleotides long. Lineage: Eukaryota; Viridiplantae; Streptophyta; Magnoliopsida; Poales; Poaceae. The record is from the annotation of a GenBank genome assembly.
AUGGCUAAGCCGGCGGCGGGGCGCGGCGGGAGGCGCUACGCGCUACUGCUAGCGCUAUGGGACUCGGAGUACGCCAAGGAGGUGUACGGCGGGUACUACAACGUCUUCGUCGCCGCGUUCGGCGACGCCAGCGGUGGCACCGACGAGAGGUGGGACUGCUUCUGCGUGAUCGCCGGCGAGUUCCCGGCGCCGGAGGAACUGGCGUCGUACGACGGGUUCGUGGUGAGCGGCAGCCCGCGGGACGCGCACGGCGACGAGCCCUGGGUCCGGCGCCUCUGCGCGCUCGUCCAGACCGUGCACGCCAUGAGGAAGCGGGUGCUCGGCAUCUGCUUCGGGCACCAGGUGCUGUGCCGAGCGCUGGGCGGAAGGGUCGGCAGGGCUCGGAACGGCUGGGACGUCGGGGUGAGGAAGGUGACGUUCGCGCCGGACCUCCUGGAGGGCCGCCGCCUCGAGUUCCUCGGGGAUCUCGUCGAGGACGACCUCCCACGGAGCGCCGCCCUCAUUGAGGUUCACCAGGACGAGGUAUGGGAGAUCCCGCCGACAGCGACGGUGCUCGCCUACUCGGAGAAGACGCGCGUGGAGGUGUUCGCCGUCGGGGAGCACGCGCUGGGCAUCCAGGGACACCCGGAGUACACCGUCGACAUCCUCCACAACCUCAUCGACCGCCUCACCAGGCAGAACGACAUCCGGAGGAGCGUCGGCGAGGAGGCGCGGCGAACGGUCGCGGAGACCGGCGGGCCGGACCGCGCGUUCUGGACGGCGCUCUGCAAGGGUUUUCUCGGAGGGGGAAGAGGAGAUCGUCCGCAGCCUGCUCCGCCGGUGCGGGAGACGGCGGCGCCGGAGGUGACCAGCUGCGCCGUCGCUGGCUGCGGCUUCACCAGCGCAGCUGCAAUGAUCCAGUUGGCUCGCAGCAACUAG